This is a messenger RNA of Aureobasidium vineae, 1554 nucleotides long. NCBI's taxonomy places the organism in Eukaryota, Fungi, Ascomycota, Dothideomycetes, Dothideales, Saccotheciaceae. The record is from the annotation of a GenBank genome assembly.
AUGGCCUUGACAACCUCCACCGUUUUCGCUAUCUUCGGUGUCAUUCUCCUUGUCCUGAAGGUACUGACCAUAGGUCGCCGUCCUCGGGACUAUCCUCCCGGUCCACCCACGUUACCCGUUAUCGGGAAUAUUCAUCAGAUGCCCAAGAGAGAUGCACAUCUCCAAUUUCAAAAGUGGGCUGACGAAUAUGGUCCCAUUUAUAGCUUGAUGCUCGGCUCCAGGGUCCUCGUAGUCCUAUCCAGCGACCAAGCAGUGAAAGAUCUCCUUGAUAAACGCAGCGCCAUUUACUCUGCUCGUCUGGACAUGUAUAUAGGACAGGAACUCUGCAGUGGAGGUCUGCGUUUUCUGAUGAUGACGUACGUCCCCUACCAGCUUCUCGAGAACAAACAAAUGCUUCACGAAAUGCUCGUAUCCCCAGAUCGUUGCCUGCAGAAUAUUCGUCGCUAUGCCAAUGCUCUGACAACAACCAUGGUUUUUGGCUGGCGGACCCAUACAUAUGAGGACGAAAAGAUGAAGCAACUGUUCGAAGGCUUCUCCGAAUUCGUACAGAUCAAUCAAACUGGAACUGCAGCACUACUCGACUCGUUCCCUCUCCUACGAAAGCUUCCUGACUGGGUAUUUCCCUUGCAGGCAAGGGCCAAGCAGUCGUUCAAGAAUGAACGGGAGUUGUACGUCGGUCAUUGGCUUACUGCCAAGAAGGCGGUGAAAACCAGUACGAUCCGGCCUUGUUUCUGUGUCGAAAUGGCACAAGCCCAGCAAGAAGAGGGCUUCUCGGACGAACAGGCUGCCUACAUAUCGGGAACGUUGCUCGAGGCCGGCAGUGAUACAACUUCAAACACUCUUUAUGCUUUUGUGCAAGCCAUGCUACUCUUUCCCGAGGUCCAGAAGAAGGCACAGGAAGAGAUUGAUUGUGUUGCCGGCAAAGAUCGUCUGCCCACUAUGGAAGACGAGCCAAACAUGCAGUACAUCCGAGGCUGCGUGAAAGAGAGUCUUCGAUGGAUGCCGACAACGAUUCUCGGUUCGGUACCCCAUGCUGUCACCAGAGACGAUGUCUACAUGGGCUACAAGAUCCCGAAAGGUGCAGGUGUGAUGAACAAUGUAUGGGCCAUCCAUAUGGAUCCCAACCGUUCACCUGAACCGCGACGCUUUGACCCAGAGAGAUUCAAGGACGACUUUUUGAAUUGUGCGGAUUCGGCAACUCAGCCGGAUGCUUCAAAGAGAGACGCGUUCACCUUCGGGGCGGGCAGGAGAAUCUGCCAAGGCAUGCAUGUGGCGGAGCGUAGUCUCUUCCUCGGAAUGUCUAGGAUGCUAUGGGCGUUUGACAUCAAGCCUGUUGUGGAUCCUGCGACGGGAAAGGCGAUCUUACCUGAUCCUGACAGAUUGACUCAAGGAAUUAUGGCAAUGCCUGAAGAGUUCGAAGUCAGCAUUACCCCGAGAGACAAGAGCAGAGCAGACCUGAUUGAGAAAGAAUGGCAAGAAGCAGAAGAGUUGCUAGAUCCUAUCACCAAGCAGUGGAAGCGGACGCCAGAAGGUAUGGUGCUACCGAGUCUGUAG